This is a messenger RNA of Dreissena polymorpha, 761 nucleotides long. RefSeq lists its product as uncharacterized. NCBI's taxonomy places the organism in Eukaryota, Metazoa, Mollusca, Bivalvia, Myida, Dreissenidae. The record is from RefSeq and is a predicted model, not a curated record. The transcript has 3 exons. The coding region runs from base 8 to 547 and encodes 179 amino acids.
AUGUAUUAUGCAAAAUUUACACUUUAAUUCUAAUAAUUACAAAAUACUAUUGAAUUUUGUCCUUUUAUUGCAAGAGAUUUGUCUAUAUGCACCACAUGUUAGAAAACUCUUACACCUUAUUUCGUCAAUCGAUACGACCAUCUUGUUUGACCUUAGACAGAAAAACAAGAUGGCAGAGACAGUAGCUUCUGCCCCUGUGGCAGAGACCCCAGCAAAACCGAAGGAAAGGGCUGGUUAUGACACUGAAACUGGGAAGAAGAAAUCCACGUACAGACUUCUGAUGCUUCCUUCCAGGGUUCCAUACAUCGACUAUUUUGGUCUCGGAGAUCUGCGAUGUGGUGACAUGGAAAUUGAGUGGCGCAAGUGUGCGCAGACCACUGGCCUCGUGCAGUCCAAAACUAAAUGCAAAGUGGAGUGGGAGGAUUUCUUUGAAUGCAAGAAACAAAUAAAAACGCUUCACCGUCGACAGGAGAUAUUUAGAGCCCGUUUGAGAGAGGGCUCAGAGAAAGGCAACAUUAUCCAUCCAGAUGGCGACUUUUUCAAAUAAAGGCCCUCAUAAAUUACAGCGGUGUGGUUACAUGUAAUAGUAAUAAACUUAGUAGUUUAACAGGAUUGACAUUUUAUGAAUAAAUAGUUUGACUGGAUGGACAUUUUAUGAACAUAUUUCCAUUAUUAUUUAAUAAAAACAGCAAGUAUUGUGACUUUCAGCUGUUGAAACAAUAAGCAUUUGUUUAGUUGCUAAUUAAAUCAGAGGAACAUAA